Mandrillus leucophaeus (drill) is the source of this 579-nucleotide messenger RNA. It is a transcript of the gene MRPS21, whose product is annotated as mitochondrial ribosomal protein S21. The transcript has 2 exons. The record is from RefSeq and is a predicted model, not a curated record. Gene Ontology annotation, biological process: translation. Gene Ontology annotation, molecular function: structural constituent of ribosome. NCBI's taxonomy places the organism in Eukaryota, Metazoa, Chordata, Mammalia, Primates, Cercopithecidae. Gene Ontology annotation, cellular component: ribosome. The coding region runs from base 1 to 444 and encodes 147 amino acids.
AUGGGGCUGACCUUCUCAGAGGCCGAAGGACUUCGACUCCAUGAGAGGGCGAGAAACGUGUUUCGGGGGAAUUUAAAAAGUCAAUUAGUAUUUUGCUUUGUCAGGUGUAGAGUCCAGGCCCGGGGAAGAGCGGCAGCCAAGCGAGGCCAUAAAGGACGUUGCUAUGGUUUCCACGCACGUCGUCUCCCUCAGCCUGUUUCUUUGCGCGGCGCUGGCGAUUGCGUAGUUUCCGCUUCCAGUAGUGAGGAGGCCAGUUUAUACAGAAUCCUCACUAUGGAUGGGCUCAUUGAGGACAUUAAACGUCGGCGGUAUUAUGAGAAGCCAUGCCGCCGGCGACAGAGGGAAAGCUAUGAAAGGUGCCGGCGGAUCUACAACAUGGAAAUGGCUCGCAAGAUCAACUUCUUGAUGCGAAAGAAUCGGGCAGAUCCGUGGCAGGGCUGCUGAGGCCUGUGGAUGGGACACCCAGUGUGAAACCCUCAUCCAGUUUUGUCUCCAUCUCUUUUCUUUGUACAAUCCCAUUUCCUAAACUCAAAUCACAUGUCUGCAAAAAGGCCUCCAAAUAUAGAAACAAUUCAAUUA